Molecule: messenger RNA, 2892 nt
Organism: Stylophora pistillata
Lineage: Eukaryota; Metazoa; Cnidaria; Anthozoa; Scleractinia; Pocilloporidae
Biological process (GO): siRNA processing
Cellular component (GO): nuclear RNA-directed RNA polymerase complex
Molecular function (GO): RNA-directed RNA polymerase activity
Source: RefSeq, a predicted model, not a curated record
AAACACAUACGAGGUACACACACUGAGGUCAUACUAACUCUGGAGAAGGUUUAGAUAUAACACUUGUACUUGGUUAACAGAAGUUUAGACAAGCAGGGAUAUAGAGUCCAAUAUAUAAUCUCCGAAUCCUAUCGGCCUACAAAAUAUUCAUCAAAUGGCCUACCAUUUCUGCUUAGACGUAUCAGGCGUUCAUAGGCCAGCAAAGACUGCCCGGGAUGAUAUCCACCUAAUUCAUGUUCAGUUCCAUGGCACUGGUCAAAAUGACUUUAAAGUGGAGUAUGAAAAGCACCAAAGCACCCUGCUGACAGAAUACCUGAGAAAACGCGAUGGGCCUGACUAUCACGAAAAUCUCAUGAAGCUGACUUUUAAUAUCACGCCUGUCGAAGAUGCAAACAACUUUUGCCGAAGCGUUUUGGAAAGGGGAAUAUUUUGUCGUCAACGCUCAUACUUCUACCUAGGCCACUCGGAUGAGCAGCUUGCGAAAAAAUCGUGUUACUUUAUUGCAGCAACACAUAAAGAAAUCUACGGUCUCUUGUCACAGUUUGGAGACUUUUCUGAUGAGAAAAAUCUGGCAAGGCGUGCCAGGAAAAUUGCUACGCUCUUUCCACCGUUUACCAAAACUGUGAAAUUGUCUGAAAAUGAUUACAAAGUCGAACCAGAUGUGACAGGUGGAGUUUUCUCCUCGUAUACUUUCACCGAUGGAUGUGGUUUCAUGUCUGUAAAAUUCGCUUCCGAAGUGCAAAACGUCUUAAAUCUUGACUACAAGCCUAGUGCCGUCCACGUACGCUACCGAGGAAACGAGGGGAUGUUAGUUCUUAAAGAAGAUCUGAAAGAAGUCAAAGUGCAGUUCCACAACUCAAUGCAAAAGUUCCGGGACCCUGAUGGGAAAAAGCCCGAGGUUCUUAAUUUCGUCAAUGUCAUGGAUUAUUCAAGCCCAUACGUCAGUGGUUAUCUUAACUCUAGGAUGAUUAUGUUGCUGGAAGAACGAGGUGUGUCAGCCCAGAAUCUAGAGGCCUUACAAGAUGGCUACCAUGAGUUGCUGGAAGGCAUAUGCCUAAAAACCUCAGAGUAUUUCCUGCAGUUAAAGGGGGAGUUUGAUCUUCUGAAGGAAAUCCAAGACAGAGGAAUUAACGAUGGCAUAAGAAAGCACCUUCAGCGUUUACAGAGGUGGGAACUGGAAGAAAUGGAGAGAGCUUCGUUCACAAGAGUUCUUGUCCCCAACUCUCGAGAAGUGUUUGCUGUGUGUGAUCCUCUUAACAAGUUGAACAACGGUGAGUGCUACUUCAAUCCCACUGUCGCAGGUGACAAGACAGAAAGUUUUACUGCCGGCCAGAAAUUUGUGGUGAUGCGAAGCCAGUGUUACCAUCCAGGAGAUGUGCGUGUGUUGAAAAUGACGGACAAAAGAGAAGGGUACGAGAAACUGAGGGACUGUCUGGUGUUGCCCGUCAAAGCCUCUCGCGCCCAUGCCUUUGAAUGUUUCGGAGGUAAUGUGGGUGGAAACAAAUUCUUCGUCAGCUGGGAUCGAAGCAUCCUUCCAAGCAGAAAAGAGAAACCAUGCAACUAUUCGCUCUCCAUCGCAGCUAAAAUCUCUGCAGCUGCAGCUCACCCUAUCCUAACAGUUACUUCGAAAUUAAAGAGAACGAACCCAAGCAAAGAAGUGAAAGACCGAGAGGAAAUGGAGCAGUAUUUUGCCACAUAUUCUGAUCACACAUUAAAAGAGAUCGAACAGGCAUACAUGCAAUGUGCAAUGACAUCAGGCCCUUCAUCCAAACAAUGUCGACAUCUCAGCAAGAUGUUGUACCGAGCCACCACCCUUGGAGAGGAUCUUCAGAAUUUGAAGAAUGAGCUCAACAGCAUGGAACCAGGGAAACCCUCAGGAAGUCUACCUACUUACCAUGAUCCAAAGCACAUGAAUAAAGAUUCGGAUACGAAGCAUAAAAAAAGCGCAAUCAGUGAAGCCUCAAGAAAGCAAGUGAGCCCUAAAAGAAAUCAGUCAACAAUGUUAACAGUACGUUUGGAUUCCUGCGACAGUGGCUCAGGAGAUUCCUGUCGCCAUGGUGAUAAAAUAUGGAGAAAGAUUGACGAAAAAGCCAAAGAAUUUGUUCACCGUAUGCAGCGUUAAUUGAGGAAGAGCGUCAUGUAAUGUUCAGGGGGAGGUCAUGGGGGCAGUUGUCGACAUCCGCUUCAUUAUGGGUGGCUCAUGAUAGUAGCCGUUUACUUUGCGGAAGGUACAUCGUCGAAAUAACAGUCAAGAUUAUCCUGGAAAAAAUUUGAACUAACUUUGUAAUCAUGAGAGUGACUAUUCACUUUUAUAAAAGGUUCACCGACAACGUUAACAAGGAUUAAUCCAAUCAGUUUAGUUUUAAAACUAAAAACAGCGUUCGCCUUAGUUCGAGACCUGUUAGAGCGACAUGAUUAUUACAAUAUACCUUACUAUACAUUACCUUACGCAACGUUUUGGAAAAAAAAAAAAAAAGAAUGCGCAACUGAUCGAAACUCUAAUUGUUCUGUAUGUCAAUAACAGAAAGGAAGCUGCUGCGCUUACUCUUUCGUUGGGUGGUCACGCAUACCCAUCGCUGGAUGGUCACGCAACGGUUUCUUCUCGGCUCUUUACCAUCUGACUACACAAUUAUGUAAAAUAUGUACUAUAAACUGUUCUUAGCUUCUUUAUGUUCUAUUAUAAAGUAUUAGAGAGACUAUACAUAAGAAUUUUUCUAGAUAUUAUAGCCAUACACGUGGAAAAUCGAUGGGUAAUGUUAUAUGAUGAGCGUACAAUAGAACGAGUAUGUCUGUGUAGAGGUCGUUUGUGGCAAAAUCUUAAUCUUAGACAUAUGAGUUAGCCUUAAAUGUAGAAAAGACUCGUUGUUUAAUAAUUACAGCUUUCGAGUGUUG